AUGCCGUCACUUCGCUCCCUGUUAGGCCGCAGGGCUCCGUCACCUAACCCACAGGCCCUGCCAAGAAGAACCGGUUUGAACGUCCUUUACGAUCCAACUGCCCAGGGGUUCGGAGUGAGCAUGGACAUCGUUUUUGUGCACGGUCUCAACGGGCAUUACAUCCACACCUGGGAGGAGUCCUCUGUAUGCUGGCCUAGGGACCUCCUCCCGAGGCGGAUGGAGAAUGCCCGCGUUCUCUCCUUCAGUUACGACGCCGACAUCUACAACAGCGCUUCUCUCGGGAGGAUCAGAGACCAUGGGCUGAACUUGCUCAUCCAUUUGAUUGCCAACCGCCCCCAGACCGGUAUAGAGAAGUUCGAGAGGCCGAUCGUUUUCGUCGCUCACAGUCUCGGGGGACUGCUCGUUAAGGAGGCACUUCGGGAGGCCAAACAGCAUUCCGAGGACAUGGGCCACAAGGCCAUUCUCGCCGCUACCCGCGGAUUCGUCUUCUUCAGCACACCGCACGGCGGAAGCAGCGAAGACUCCUGGCUCCGAAUCGCGGACGGCUUCGCCCCGCUCGGCGCGCGACUCGGAUUCGGGCGCGGACGUGUGUCGCCCCUCGUCGAAGCGCUGAAGGAGAACGCAUCGUCCCUCUAUGACCUGGUGCAGGACUUCCGGCACCUAGCGGAGCACUACGCGCUGGUCAGCCUGUACGAGACGGAGGCGUACGGUAGCAGCGGCGCGGCCAUCGUCGACAAGUCGUCGGCCUUGACGUAUCUGCCGCACGAAGAGCAGUUGGGGAUCCCGGCGUCGCACACCGGCAUGUGCCGCUUCACUAGCCUUGACAAUCAGUGGUUUCAUGCUGUCGUCAAACGCAUCGAGCGCGCAUCCCGGGGCCGUGUGGACUCGCAGGGCCGGAGUAAAGGGGUUGUGUCGGCAGGUGAGCCGGUGGGGGUUCCUGUUGCGUUCACGGGCGAGGCGCCACAGCCGCGGGUGCUUGAGGUCAGGGAAAUCACCGAUGGUUCUGAGUCGGUUUCUGCGGCGGAGUUUUACGGCCACUGGCGUAAGACCGAUGUGAGAGAUGUGCUAGGGUACCAGAAUGCGACGGCUGUUAGGUAG
Chaetomium fimeti is the source of this 1098-nucleotide messenger RNA. Its product is annotated as Alpha/Beta hydrolase protein. The record is from RefSeq and is a predicted model, not a curated record. Bases 1 to 1098 code for a protein of 365 amino acids. NCBI's taxonomy places the organism in Eukaryota, Fungi, Ascomycota, Sordariomycetes, Sordariales, Chaetomiaceae. The transcript has 4 exons.